AUGGCAGAAGAAGAAGCUGCCGCAGCUGAUGUCGUUGUUCAUGACAUAUCUGAGGAAGAAGAGAGCGAUUUCGACCCUGGCUGUGGCAGUGAUAUUGCUAGUUCCACCACCUCGAUACCAGAGUCCUUAUUUGAUUAUCCCGAAAUUCACGGCAGAACCUACCCUAAUUUCCCAGGUACCAGUUAUUGGUUGCCGAAUGAUAAGGCUGCUCAGGAUACUCUUGAUAUAGCCCACAACAUGUACACUUUCCUACUCGGCGACAAACUGUUCCUUGCACCAAUUGGAGACAAUCCACAGAAAGUAAUCGAUAUCGGCACUGGAACAGGCAUAUGGGCAAUAGACUUUGCCGACGAGUUCCCCUCAGCAGAAGUUACUGCGACAGACAUCUGCCCCAUCCAGCCUACAUGGGUCCCACCUAACCUCUGUUUUGAGAUGGAUGACGCUCAACUCGAGUGGACGCAGGCCCCUAACAUUUACGACUUUAUACAUAUCUGCGGGCUCUUAGGCUGCAUGUCCGAUUGGCCCGCACUCUAUUCAAGAGCUUUCCGUACCACAAAGCCCGGCGGCUGGCUCAAAAACGUUGAGAUGGACAUGCGUUUUAAGUUUGAUAACUGCAAUGUUAGCCCAGGACACAUCUUGUUCGACUGGGCAACGCCAUUCAUUGAAUCUGGAGACAAAAUUGGAACGACGUUUGACGUUGCAGGAAAGAUGAAGGGUUGGAUGGAGCACGCCGGCUUCGUCAAUGUAACUGAGAAGAGGUAUAAAAUCCCGUUUAGUGGCGAGAGCAGGUUAGCACAGUGGAAUCGAUGUUUCUACAACUCUGACUUAGAGGGGUUUGCAUUGUUGGUUUUGGUAGAACGGAUGAAGUGGUCCUAUCCGGCAGUUCUGCUAUAUUUAGCUGAAGUUAGAGCGGCGUUACGUCAAGCGGCAACCUAUGCUUUCUAUUACUAUCCUCUGAGUUUGCCAAAGCUACAACGCGAUCUGAACAGGAAACUUCAAGCACGUACACAUUCAGCGAUGUCGACCAGCCAGCAACGGGUUGAUAGUAGUGUUGAAUCCAACGACAAAGCACUUGAAGAGCAAGCAACUCAAAUGUGCGGAGAAAGUCUAGUCUUGGAAUCAACCGAGGCAAUAGUGAAAGAACUUGACGUAGUGCCUCCAGCAGUCGUCGCUGUGUUGAUCAAAUUGCAUGGUGACCGUGGAGCUCUAAGGGUCUAUGCGCAGCCGCUCAUCAACGUGGUCGCUGGCCCAGGGCAUGGUCCCGGAUAUAUCAUUGUUAACGUGUCUGGGAAGGACACUACAAUCUUUGGCUUCUUUCCCCGCAAGUCGUUGUACGAUUGGCUUAAACUUUCCAACGAUGACGUUGGAAAGUUUAAGCCAAUCGUACAACGACUUGCCCUCUGGCUAGACCUAGGCCAGCCGUCAACACUACCGAAGUCGACGCGUCCAAAAGUUUUAAUCGUGACUGAGCGGGACGAUGCCCACAACAAUGAUGAGUCUGACCUUAAGGCAUUCAAGCGGAUGCUGAGCAACGAGACAACGAUGGAUGUCUCGGAACAAUUUUCAGACAUCCAAAUCCUUGGCUUGGCUAGCCGCAAUAAAAAUCUCUCAAAUAAAGCCAGGCACCGAGAGCUGUUCGAGCGCUUACUAAACUUUUCUGACCAGGUACGAGAGGCCAGGAUUACUGCAGAGGUGCUCUUCUCUGCUCACCACCUCACUGCUUUUUUUCACUACGCUUUGAGACAUGUGAACUCGCCUUUACCAUUUAACUUCAUAUCUGCGUCACAAUCUGAGAACCCCGUGGCAAGCGACUUGCGGGACCAUCUAGUCGACUUCCUUGGCAAAAUUAUAACUCCCCAAAAGUUGCUGCAUGCGAGGUCUACAUCUGCAGCACCAGGAAUAUUCACCCCAAAGAAGAUUGAAGACCUGGGAAAGUUCUAG
Molecule: messenger RNA, 1941 nt
Organism: Pseudogymnoascus destructans
Lineage: Eukaryota; Fungi; Ascomycota; Leotiomycetes; Thelebolales; Thelebolaceae
Exons: 12
Coding region: 1-1941 (646 amino acids)
Molecular function (GO): methyltransferase activity
Source: RefSeq, a predicted model, not a curated record